This is a messenger RNA of Fusarium vanettenii 77-13-4, 816 nucleotides long. RefSeq lists its product as uncharacterized. Gene Ontology annotation, molecular function: actin filament binding. The record is from RefSeq and is a predicted model, not a curated record. Gene Ontology annotation, biological process: cell morphogenesis; barbed-end actin filament capping; actin cytoskeleton organization. Lineage: Eukaryota; Fungi; Ascomycota; Sordariomycetes; Hypocreales; Nectriaceae. Gene Ontology annotation, cellular component: actin cortical patch; F-actin capping protein complex; cytoplasm. Bases 1 to 816 code for a protein of 271 amino acids. The transcript is spliced from 4 exons.
AUGGCCGUCGAUCCCUUUGACUCGGCUCUCGACCUCCUACGCCGUCUCAAUCCCAAGCAGACGACCGACCACCUCAACGCCAUCAUCUCGCUCGCCCCGGACUUGACCGAAGACCUCCUCUCGUCGGUUGAUCAACCCCUCACCAUCCGCCGCUGCAAGCAGACCGGCCGCGAUUACCUGCUCUGCGACUACAACCGCGAUGGCGACAGCUACCGCUCCCCCUGGUCCAACCAGUUCGACCCGCCCCUUGACGAGAGCGGUGCGGGCGGCGGUGCCAUCCCGAGUGAGCGCGUCCGCAAGAUGGAGGUCAAGGCCAACGAGGCAUUCGACCUUUACCGCGAGUUGUACUACGAAGGUGGUGUAAGCAGCGUCUACUUCUGGAACCUCGAUGAUGGAUUCGCAGGUGUGGUGCUUCUGAAGAAAGCUUCACCGCAGGGCGGCAGCACCGAGGGAGUCUGGGACUCUAUCCACGUUUUCGAGGCCAUUGAGCGAGGCCGAAGCACCCACUACAAGCUCACGUCGACCGUGAUCCUGACGCUGGCGACCGCGGGCGGAAACCUCGGUGAGAUGGAUCUGAGCGGCAACAUGACACGCCAGGUGGAGCAGGACCUCCCCGUUGAGAACGACGACAGCCACAUUGCCAACGUGGGGCGGUUGGUAGAGGACAUGGAGCUCAAGAUGCGAAAUCUCUUGCAGGAGGUGUACUUUGGCAAGGCCAAGGAUGUGGUCGGUGACCUGAGGAGCAUCGGAAGUCUGAGCGAGGGCGCACGGGAUCGCGAGGCACAGCGGGAGCUCAUUGGAAGCAUGAGGAAAUGA